Messenger RNA from Cynoglossus semilaevis (tongue sole), 1797 nucleotides. Its product is annotated as high-affinity choline transporter 1-like. The coding region runs from base 1152 to 1778 and encodes 208 amino acids. Gene Ontology annotation, molecular function: choline:sodium symporter activity. Gene Ontology annotation, cellular component: plasma membrane. The transcript has 4 exons. Lineage: Eukaryota; Metazoa; Chordata; Actinopteri; Pleuronectiformes; Cynoglossidae. Gene Ontology annotation, biological process: choline transport; acetylcholine biosynthetic process; transmembrane transport. The record is from RefSeq and is a predicted model, not a curated record.
GACAAACUAUAGUGUAAAUAUAAAUAUAAACAGUAUGGAGUGACAAAUGUUACAGGAUGGAACAAAUAUAAAUAUAAACAGUGUGUAAUAUGGUACAGUAAUAUAAACUAAUGGUAAAUUAGUUUAGAUAUAAUAGAGAUAAACUAUAGUGUAAAUAUAAAUAUAGACAGUAUGGAAGUGACAAAUAUAACAGGAUGGGAUAAAUAUAAACAGUAUGAAGUGGUAAAUGUAAACAGGAAUAAAUAAGUAAUAGUGCUGGAGCUGAGUCACAGAAAUUGAACAGGAAACAUUGCACAGUGAUAUUGCACUUAAUUGCUUAGUAAUCUUACACAAUAGUAUUGCACCUGUUUUUCGUUUAAGGACAGACUGUGGGUAGUUAUUGUAGUUAUAACAGCCUGAUGGCCAGGAGAAAGAAACUGUUUCUGAAUCCUGUUGUUCUGCAAAGAAUGCUGUGGAACCUCCUGCCUGACACCAGCAGGGUGAACAGAACAACAUUGUGGGGGUGGGUGGGGUCAGAGUGAACUUGGUGAGCUCUGUGUGCUACGUCCUGGAUGGGGGGAAGUGGAGUCCCAAUGAUCUUCUCUGCUGUCCUCACCACUCUCUGUAGAGACUUCCAGUCUGAGGCCUUGCAGCUUCCGUACCAGACGGAGAUGCAGCUGGUCAGCAGGCUCUCGAUGGUCCCGAUGGUGUGUAGUGACCAGCCGAGGUCGUCUGUGACGUGCACCCCCAGGAACUUGAUGCUGGAAAACAAACCAACUUUGCAGAUUCACUUUUCUUUGAGCAGUAAUGUCUCUGGAUACUUAGAGAUGUGCUUUGGCAACUGUCUAGAAUCAAAGUGAAUCUGUGCCAUUGUGAAAAGAACCACAGUGUUCUUCUUUAUGACUGAGAAUGGUUGAUGGUGACAGUGCAUAAAGAACACAAUGCAUGCAUGGGAUUGAGAAUCAAGUUGGAAAGUAUGACAUUAAACAGUCCCACAGUAGAUAAAAGGUGAUAAUUGCCUAAGCUGCUUUGUACUAUUAUAUGUAUUUAAUUAACAAAAAUGCCUCGGGGGGAAUUAAGUUCAGAAGCACAACUUAAAGCACAGGUUCUUCCAGUUUAUGUCACUCAGAGUUGUUACUCUGUCAGUUUAGACAUCAGUGGAUCAGAGCAUCAUGGCCGUGAACGUCCCUGGAGUGGUAAUGAUGGUGCUUUUCUACCUGCUGGUCCUCGGGACCGGGAUCUGGGCUGCUUUCAAGUCAAGAAGGGAGCAGAAGAAAAGUAAAGCCAAUAAAAUGGAGAUGGCUCUGCUGGGAAACCGAAGCAUCAACUGGAUGGUGGGGAUCUUCACCAUGACAGCUACGUGGCUUGGUGGAGGAACAAUAAUUGCCACAGCAGAGAUGGUGUACACGCCCUCUAUAGGUCUAAUUGAAGCAGGCAUCAUGACUCUUGCAUUCAGCAUAUCUUUUGUUUUAUGUGGUCUGGUGUUUGCUAAACCCCUGAGAGAACUGAACUGCGUGACAAUGAUGGACCCCUUUUAUUUCAAGUAUGGAAAAGUGAUAACAGCUGGACUCUCGUUGUCCUCACUUUGUAUCGACUUGACCUGGUUUCCUCUUACGCUCACUGCGUUAGGAGGAACCAUGAGUGUUAUCUUGGACUUGUCCUACAAUGUGUGUAUCUGGAUCUCUGCUUCUGUUGCCAUCAUCUACACACUGCUGGGAGGUCUCUACUCUGUGGCCUACACUGAUGUCAUACAGCUGAUCCUCAUAUUCAUCAGUUUGGUGAGUUUGUUGUAUUUCUGAAUCUAAUAUGAAGUUGGAG